Brugia pahangi is the source of this 1182-nucleotide messenger RNA. Lineage: Eukaryota; Metazoa; Nematoda; Chromadorea; Rhabditida; Onchocercidae. The record is from the annotation of a GenBank genome assembly.
AUGUAUCCGGUUAUCGAACAGUUCCAACGAUUGAGUUCCAUUUCCAUUGAUGAUAUGGAAAUUACGAAUUCAAUUCAUGGGUCAGUUGAAUUGCAACAAAAUGUUAACAGUAUGUCGCAUAACCAAAAAGAUAUCACAACCCAGUCACCCACAAUACCAAAUUAUAAUGAUAACAAAUUAAUGGAAUCUAUCAGUAAUGCAAGAAUUUAUGUAUAUCGCGGAGAGAAAAUUGCUGGUUUCGAAUUACAGGGAAUUCGAAUGAUAUGCUUGCCACAGGCAUAUGAAAUGUUUCUAAAAAAUGUUAUUAGUGGCCUUCACACUGUUCAUACCAAACUGAAACGUCUUCAAAUCCGGCUUGUUAUUUGUAAUGUUGAACAGGUUCGAGCAUUACGAAAUUUGGGUGCUAUCCAGAAAGCUGUUAAUCGUUGUAAAUUAAUUUCUUGUAAUGAUUUUGAUCAAUUAUACAAUGACUGUUAUAAAAUUCAGCAUCGAUCGGGUCGCCUAACAAAGCGUCCUGCAGAAUGUGAAAAUACAUCGAAUGAUAAGAGUAAAAAGCAGAAAUACACUUCAGAUAGAAUACUGAUACCAUUUACAACAAAGCAACAAAUUCGACAACUGAUGGCUACUGUUACUACAGCAAUUACUUCCCAAUCACUGCAAUCAAAAGAAAAUACAAUUGAUACAACUUUUCCUGACCACAAAUCAGAUUCCAGUAUUUCAUUACCAUCGAUACCGUUGAAUUUGACUAAAAAUGUUGACAAUCAUCAAAAUGAGAGUGACAGCAACAACGCAUCAGAGAAAGGAAUUUCAAGUCAUAAUUCCAAAUUCAUUCAAAUUUGUUCACGAAGCAAAUGCAUCAAUCAGGAUGAAUCAACCGAAGAUACAAAUAUUUUACAAGUUAUGCUCAGUAAAUUAAUCACGUUAAUCGAAAUGGCAAUGGUGAAUUUAAAAACGGAACGUGAACUGGUUGAGAAUGAGAAAUCACUCCUAUGCAAAGUGCAACGAGAUCUUGAAUACAAACAAAGUGAAUAUGAUAAAAUACAACGAGAAUUAUCCAUGGAACAACAAAAAAUCAAGAAUUAUUUUCGACGUUACUGCAAAGCAAAACGUGAAUCACUAAAACUGAAGGAGAAAUUAAUCAACUUAAGCGACAGUAUAAGCACGAAGACAAAGCUCGAAUAA